AUGGCCGUGGAUUCCUCCUCUAAGCCCCAGCCUCAGCCUCUCUUGUGCUGGACCGUCUGCGGAUAUCGCAAGCCCGGCAUGAGCGAGGAAGACUACCACAGGUAUGUAAACAUUUUCUGCACGAUCCCGGCGCAGUUAACACGGCAAGCGAAAGAGGUUGAUGCUGAUCCCAGAACCCACCCGUCUAGAUACCUGAGCGAGAACCAUGGACCGCUCGUCCGCGGUCUGCUGGCGAAACAUGGCUUUGUGAGCUAUACCAUUGUAAGUUUUGGAAAACAAAUUUUUUCCCCGUGAGCUGAAGCUGAAGGGGUCACGCCAGCGGCACAACACGACCUCGACGCGUUCCCUGAUGGCGCACAUCUUCGGCCCGCAAUUCGCCAAUAUCGCAGACUACGACGCCGUCAUCACGGCCACGUUCCGCGACAUCGAGAGCUGGGUCGCAUUCAAGGGGGAUCCGGAGUACAAGGUGAAGAUCAUGCCGGAUCAUGAGAAUUUCGCGGAUACCGCGCGGUCUAGGUGGGUUCCAAUCAUCCUUCUCAGAAUCGGGAGGAGGUUUGAGAUGAUGAGAUUUUUUGGUGGAUGCUGAUUUAGAGGCUAGGAUGACCAUCGGCUGGCUCGAAGAUCAUGUCUGGAACGGCCGGGUGGUGGAUGCUCCGGGUAAGGGGCAAGACAAGAGCCGUGGGGAGGUUGAGAAUGAGUGGGCUGAGAACGAGAGCAAGGUUGCCCGGGAGAAGGAGAGCGCCGGCUGGUUGUCGUGGUUGAGCUGGUGGAGGAGGUUUGUGAUCUAG
This is a messenger RNA of Lecanosticta acicola, 788 nucleotides long. The record is from the annotation of a GenBank genome assembly. NCBI's taxonomy places the organism in Eukaryota, Fungi, Ascomycota, Dothideomycetes, Mycosphaerellales, Mycosphaerellaceae.